This is a messenger RNA of Schistosoma mattheei, 5621 nucleotides long. NCBI's taxonomy places the organism in Eukaryota, Metazoa, Platyhelminthes, Trematoda, Strigeidida, Schistosomatidae. The record is from the annotation of a GenBank genome assembly.
AAUGUUGACCUUGGAGAACGGCGCUAACAAACGAUAAUGAAGGUAGAGGAGUUUUACUCCUUGUUAGGAGAAAGACGGAAAAGUUUAGCAGAUAUUCUACUCUCUAAAUUUGGAAAAGACUUGGAAAACAUACAGGCAAAUCACAUUAACUUUUCUUAUACACUGAAUUAACAGAACUCAUGUAAUGAUGCGUGCGCUGCCCAGAAAGAUUUUCUUGAUGUUGAUGAUGAAGUAGAGAACCAAAUAAAUUCGAUAGCUGCGAAUCGUUACGAGAGGUUAAUAAAUGAUAUUGAGCUUCAGGCAAAAGGACUCAAGUUACCCAGAACGGAUGAUAAAGAAACUAAAGUUGGUACGUGAAUUUUAUUUUAUAUUUUAAGGCAAUACUAUGUCCGGCAAUUACCCCACCCGUAUCUUUAGUUACCCGAAUAGUACUUCACAAAUGCCUACACAAUAUAACCAAAUCUUUGGAGUCUCUGAAGUUCCCUUUAGCUAUAGGUCCCAUCCACUACGCUCCGUUUUCAUUCCCCUGAAGUAGUUAGGCUUUCUUUGAGGCAAAGGAGUAAAUCGCAACAUGUUCUACAUAUGUGUGAGAACAUUUAGAACUCGCCGUAAACCUUUGAAGGUAUUUCUUAAAUUUAGAGCAAAAUGUCUGGGAAUUGCAAAGUAGACACUAUCUUGGAGUUUACAUCAAGUGAUUACUUUAAUUUUUGACGCAGGAAACAAGUGUUUGUCACUGCUGGCUAACAAACUAGUGUAUGAAUGCCUAACAAAGCGUCUCGAUUGAGUUGCGUAGCUUAGGUUGACUCAAUUUGUUCUGUUUUAGUAGCACAGAUUCCAUACUAAAACUAUUGUACUUUAAACAAAUAAUUCCCGGAUUUCAUGUUCGGGUAUUUGGUAUUGUCAUUGCUCAAUACAACUGUCUUUAUUGUCUGUGUCAUCUGCCUUUAAUGGAUUUUUAUCUGAUGUUGAUAUAUCUGUAUGUGACCGUUACAAUAAUCCAACUGAAAACCAUCAUAUAUUAGGCACAACAGUUGUAUUUUCCGAACAUCGGAUUCUGGCAGAAUACUUGAAAGAAACCUAUGAUCGGAAACCCCCAUCCAGCCUGUUUCUUUACUUUCACAGACCAUGUUGCAUAGCGGUGGAAUAAGGCAGAGUAGAAUGCUAUCCAGUUCAGUGUAUUGCCCUUCUACGACGUAGCUAUUGCAAGUUGGUCCGUACUCUGCAUCGGCGUGGUAAUAUUGAAGUAAGAAAUAAACCUGUAAAUGUUCAUUGACAACUCUAUCUUGUAUGGGUUCAUAAAUUACUAUGUACCUCAUAUUGUUUUACGUGUUGCUAUUUAAACACUAAUAUAAAAGAUAGCAUUUAUAUUAACUAUCAGAAGCCGGCGAGCUAAAAUAUUGAGCAACCUCAACAUCCCUUUCAGUUGUUCUAAUACACUGCAAGUGCUCUGAAGACAUUUUCAUAAAUACUUGCAACCUAAUUCAUCUAACCUAUUCUUAGCACUGCUUUCCUUAAUGACAAUGAACCCCAAGAACGAAAAUGUGGUGACACAAGUCCUGAAGGCGUGGUACAGUGUGAAAAGCUAUAGGCAGUCAUGUUUAAUAAUGGCGGCUUCCAAUAGUAUUUAUUUUGUUCCUCUAUUAAGCCUAGUACACAGCGCUUUGGAGACAAAUAAAUACCUGUGACCUAUAAAUACGAUCCGAUCUUAACAUUGGUGUUUUAUAGUCAAACAAAUGGAGUUUGGAUCACUACCAAGUAUGCUAAGUCCAUAAUAAAUGGUCAUGUAUGUCACUUAUAUCAUUGUUAGUGUGGGUUGAGGUUACCUAUAUAAAUGUUGUGUGUACUCCGUGAUGUAGCUGGAAACUGACCUAUCAAGAGCAACGUAGCUUUCAAUAAUACUAAAAUACCCUAAACACUCGAAAAUUUCUCCAGAUUCUUAAUUCAAGCUUUCGGUACAAGCCACUUAGCAGGUGUGAAGUUUAUCUAAGUAUUCGGAAGGUCAAUCGUCUCGUUUUUGCUGGACAUAACUGUCUCCCUUGGGUUUAUUUAUGCGGCACAAAUCAGUUCUAGUAAGUGGUUGUUUGAACUCUAAGAGCCCAGUUGGGGACUCGGAGUGUAUACGUAAUUGACAUUUUUGUUAUCCCUAACCAGUUAUAGAGUUAAUUUGAAAUAUGUAUCCACUGUGCUUACUCAUUCUGAGGUGAUAGUCACAACUCAACGGCAUCCCAGGAAAUUCUGGUUGUAUAGUCAAAUUUUCCUGUCUUACAACUCAAGCUACGUAAUAACUCAAGCUUAGCUGUUAAGGCGUUCGUCUUUCAGCCACUAGGUCUCACACCCAUUAGAUCUCACAAUUAAAGUGUAGCUCAUACCCAAGUACUUGGUAAAUGAGUUGACUAUUUGAUAAUAGAGGAAUAAAAUCAAGAACAAUUUGAACAAAACCUAUCACUUGUCGGUCCUAAAUUCACUUGACAAGUUCAGACAAAGGAUUUAACGUCUGACCAGUGAUUGUCUACUAGGAUGUGUUGAUAAAGACCAUAGAAUGAUGUAACUAGGACUUGUCAAUCCAGCAACACUACCCAUUCAUUUUUUAAAUAAGAUUUCCUAUAACCAGAAACCUAAGCUUAUUGUUUGCUAGAUAAAUUUAUCGUCGUUGUUCAUAGACUUUUUUUUCAUUUUUAGGUCUUGAUAAAAUGAUUCACUUGUAUUUAAAACGUCAAAGCAACAUCAUAGGUAAUGAUUCCAACCUGGAAAAGAACCGUAAAAAACUAUGUCGUUUGUUAGAGACUGCCAGAUCACAGAAGAAUUCUGGUAAUACAGUCGUCAAAAAGCUGGAGGGAUCUGCAUCGCGUAAGAUUCGUUCAGCUGUAUCACAAAGUUUCACGAAACACACACGUCGGGUUCCAGGCUUGAGUGCUAAGUCAGAAAAAAUCCCUGUUGAUCACUGGCCCUCGUCAAAAAAUGGCUUUUUCUGUUUACUUAGAGGAUUUCUUACACAUGAGGGUGUACGGAGGAGAUUAACUACAGCUCAGAUUUGUGAAUAUGUUCGUGAAUGGCAAGUUUGCAAUCAAAACAGGUUAAGAACGGUUGGGAGAGGUUGCAGCUGGAUCGAUCGGGUUGAAGACUGGUCUUCUGUAACUCAUCAUGCAUUAGAUUUUCUUACCGCAGAAAGUUCACCCGAAAGUGUCAUACGUAACAGUUCUCGCCGGCUUGUAUGUCCGAGACCGUUUGUUAGUUUAAAACCGCGCAUUCAUCAGUGGUGUUGGCUCCUGUGCCCCCCAUCAGGAAUAAACCCUAAAGUCGACCAAGAAUGGAUCCAAAAAUUUGAACUGGAAACCAGAGAGUUGACGGGUUUAUUUUCUGACUGGCUUCGAGCUCCUCGUGGUCUUGGUGGGUUGACAGAUGCAGUCUUGUCGAUAACAGACUCCUUGCUUUUGAGUGGGAGGAAUAAAGUCAAAUCCGUUAAGAAUACAAAUUCUUCAGUUAAGGAAAAACAGUAUUCUGAAGGAUCUGAUGGUGACGGUGAUGUAGAAGACUCAGAAAUUGAUGAAGGUGAAAGAUGUUUACGAAUAGAUGAUUGCCAAGUUGAGUCAGAUGAUGGCGAUAAGAAAAGUGGAGACAUCCAAAAGAUUAGAAGAAACAUUUCAUCAAAACACUCUCAACAGUCAAUAUCCCAUGAAGAUAAUCGACUUUAUUCCGACGAUGAUAUCCCUCCACCACUUUAUCCAACUAGAUGGAAACUCCGACCAUUUUCAAAGGAAGAGAAGGCUGAUUUUCAAUUGCAAGAAGCUGAACGUUUUUCUCAUCCAUGGUCUCCAUUUGUUUAUCACAUACAAAACUACUGCGCUGUAGUUGGACCGUUACGCUCAGCUCCAAGUGCUUUAAGUCAUGACUUAGUGUUGUAUAAUUCUGGUCGUAAUUGGUCUGGUAACUCAAAGGCUAGAGACCAUCCUCUACUGCGGCUUGACCGCCCUAUGUUUGUAAGUUUAGCUGAAAUUGUCCGGGACGCUGUGGCUUGUUUGCCCAAUGGAGAAGGUACUCGUGCAGAUAUCACCACCCUUGUACAGAAUAGCGGUUUUUUAUUGCCAAAUGUCAAUCCACGGCAGUUACAACAAUGUGUCAGUUCUGCGUUGGAUCGAUUACAAGGUGAAACUUCUGAUCCGUCAGUCUACUUUAAUAACAAUCGUCGUAUGUGGAUUUAUCGUCACAGACAUAGGACUGUUGAAAAGUUUGCUGAACUACACGAAGCAAGAUGUGCUGUUAAUGAAACCAAGAAAAUUAUUCAACGUGGUGGUAGUACAUCUGUUUUGAAUACUAACCAAACAGUUAAACCUACUAAUAAAUUAAUUCCUGACAAGUAUCCAGAAUAUUCUAGCAAACAAAAUAAUUUACGACAUAAUUCUUCAAAAUAUUCUGGACGUUAUCAUAAUCAUCAUCACAGUGGCAGACAUAUUCAAUCGGGUUAUAUCAGUCGAGAUUAUGGGUAUAUGGAAUUAAACAGAAACUAUUCAUUUAUUGAUGACGAUCAUAUACCUGAUAUUGAAGAAUUAGAGGCAGCUGAUGAAGUCAAUAUGAUGGAAUAUAAUUGUACAUCUGCUAAUUAUUCAGUGAAUUCUAAUAAUGUCAAAGGUCAUAUUGGUACAGUGGUUGAUAACACUGAGUAUGAUGAUGAUAAUGAAAUGGAUGAAGUGGAUUAUGAAAAUGAAAUUCUAAGUGCUUGGGAUGAUGAUAAUUCUACCGAUCGAAUAAUCAAUCCUCCUACUGGUCAACAACGAGGCAACCAACAAUUCAACAAAAUGCCUAGAUACUUGGAUCCAUUUCAGUCAAGAAGUCCAACAUCAUUUAUAUUGCCAUCAAAUAAUUAUUCUCAGUCAACCAGUAAUUACAAACAAUCACGAUUAAAUGAUUCUAAUUAUUCAUCGAAUUCGAAACGGAUUCAUAAAAACUACACAACUGCUACUGCAGAUGAUGAUGAUGAUGAUGACGUUGAAAUCGGAAACUAUAUUAUUGACAGUGAAGAGAUAAACGAGGAAUAUUUCUAAGCUUUCUGAAUCAUUAUCUAAUUAAUGAUGUGUAAAUAUCUCAUAUCUUUUGAAAAUCGCAUUUAGAUAAAGUGAUUUGUUUUUUUGUUUGUUUUAACUGCCAAUAGAUUUCCUCCAUCUUUUUAACUUCUUUGCAAUUUCAAAAAGAGUAAACAACCCUGAUAUUCUUUAAUUUCUAUUCCAUUCCCAACAUUCAUUUAUGUUUAACUUAACAGCAAUUAAAAUGUAAAUCAAAAUUUCAUUUGUACAAUUAUUUGACCUACCUACAAAUAAAUCAGUAGUGUCGAUAAAUUAUCAUCGAUCAGUUUAGUUGUUUAUUAACCAGCGAAAUACUUCCAUGUUCAAAAGCCGAUAAGUGGAGUCAGAAUUUGUUAGCGGGACAUAGAUUGGAUUAAAGCAUGUUCCAUGCACAUUUGCGUUGCUGCACCUGAUUGCCUAAUUCUUACCCAAUCAGUGCUAGCCGAUACUUGGAGAAGACUCGAGAAUCUCAUGUAAAAACUGUAAAUAUACUAACGUUUUUCUUAUUGUGCUUCUUGCUUCCAUCUACCCUUGUUAUUUGGAAUAUAAUCUCUUUUCCUGUUC